AUGGGUGCAUACAGAGCGGACGACGACUACGAUUACUUGUUCAAGGUGGUGCUCAUCGGCGAUUCCGGUGUCGGAAAAUCGAAUUUACUGUCCAGAUUCACCCGCAAUGAGUUCAGUUUAGAGUCUAAGUCGACUAUCGGCGUUGAAUUCGCCACUCGAAGUAUCCGCGUUGAAGAUAAAGUUGUCAAGGCCCAGAUUUGGGACACCGCCGGACAAGAACGAUAUCGUGCAAUCACAAGUGCCUACUAUCGAGGAGCUGUUGGUGCUUUGCUAGUCUACGAUGUCACGCGCCAUGUGACAUUUGAAAAUGUCGAGAGGUGGUUGAAGGAACUCAGGGAUCACACAGAUUCAAACAUUGUUGUCAUGCUUGUGGGAAAUAAAGCAGAUUUACGUCACUUGAGAGCUGUUUCCACAGAAGACGCAACAGCAUUUGCUGAAAGAGAGAAAACAUAUUUUAUGGAAACCUCUGCCCUGGAAUCUAUGAACGUAGAAAAUUCCUUCACAGAAGUGCUUACUCAGAUAUACCAUUUUGUCAGCAGAAAAGCUCUUGAAGUUGGUGAUGAUCCCGCAGCUUUACCCAAAGGGCAGACCAUUAAUGUUGGCUCGAAAGAUGAUGUUUCAGCAGUAAAGAAAGUUGGUUGUUGCUCUGUUUAG
Molecule: messenger RNA, 654 nt
Organism: Fraxinus pennsylvanica
Lineage: Eukaryota; Viridiplantae; Streptophyta; Magnoliopsida; Lamiales; Oleaceae
Source: the annotation of a GenBank genome assembly